AUGAUCUGGAUUCAUCUGAUUGGAAUUUUCAUGACUGUUUGGAUAGUAAGAUGUACCCAUCUUUCAUACACCAUAGAACAAUACAAUACUUUGAGAGAUUCUCUCCUUGCUAAUUAUUCUAGCAAGACCCGUCCAAUCAAGAAUCAGGGACAAUCUUUACAAAUGCAGAUGAGUUUAUGGAUUUCCAGUAUUAAUGACGUCAGUGCUGUGAAUCAGAAGAUGGUGACGACAGCUUACCUAAAUGUCAAGUGGAAAGAUGAAAUAAUUACCUGGAAUUCUGCAAACACGGGGAUCUAUUGGAUUCAGUUUAAUCAGAAUGACCUCUGGAUACCUGACCUUGUAUUGAAGAACGGGUUCACUGAAUUCAAGCCCCUCGGUGGGAAAUUCUACUAUGUGUUUGUGGACUAUGACGGUACUAUCCACUGGUACCCCUAUAUGGUAUUUGAAUCCAUAUGCGACAUCGAUAUAUCACAUUAUCCUUUCGAUAAACAGACGUGCAAUAUUAUCUUCAAAACGUGGAGUUACACUAGAUGGGAAAUAAAUUUGACAGUUUCUGCUGAAAAGGUUGGAUUUUAUGAAUUUGUACCAAACAGCGUCUGGGAGGUGACGUCAACUGACGCGACAUUCAACUUGCUAAGUUCCCAAACAGACGUAACGUUCGUUAUCAAUCUUCGUCGGAAAUCUUUGUAUUAUGUCUUAAAUUUGAUCCUCCCUAUUCUUCUACUAAACAUUUUGAAUCUUUUUGUGUUUAUAAUCCCUGCCGACACUGGUGAAAAGAUGGGUUUUGCUGUGACUAUAUUUCUUACAUUUGCUGUCUUCUUAACGAUGGUUAGUGGUGAACUGCCUAUAAAUUCGGACAGCGUUUCCAUUUUAAGCAUAUAUUUGAUAAUACAGCUAAUAAUUUCUGUUUUAAUUCUCAUGAUUACUUCUUUGCAACUUCGAUUACACCACAGAUCUUCUAAAAGGCAAAUAGGAAGGGCAUAUCACUCUUUGGUACAAACAGAAAGACGUCUCAGAUGUGAACCCAUCAAAAAUGGUUCAGAAUUAGGAUGCUUCUCGGGAAAGUGUGCAAACUGUUUGAAAACUCGAAUAAAAAGAAUCGAUGUCAAAGAAAGAGAGAGAAAGCGAGAUAAAGAAAAGGAAAAUGUGGAAGAAGAGGAGUCCGAGCUAGAAACAACGUGGAACGAUGUUUCAUCUGCAAUAGACUUUUUCUCCUUUUGGGUUUUUCUAUCUUUAGAAUUUGUUAUAACGACUACUAUUUUUUCUUAUGCUUCUUCAGAUUGA
Messenger RNA from Saccostrea echinata, 1284 nucleotides. RefSeq names its product neuronal acetylcholine receptor subunit alpha-7-like. The record is from RefSeq and is a predicted model, not a curated record. NCBI's taxonomy places the organism in Eukaryota, Metazoa, Mollusca, Bivalvia, Ostreida, Ostreidae. Gene Ontology annotation, cellular component: membrane; neuron projection; synapse. The transcript has 2 exons. Gene Ontology annotation, molecular function: extracellular ligand-gated monoatomic ion channel activity; neurotransmitter receptor activity; transmembrane signaling receptor activity. Gene Ontology annotation, biological process: signal transduction; regulation of membrane potential; chemical synaptic transmission. The coding region runs from base 1 to 1284 and encodes 427 amino acids.